AUGAAGAUUAAUGUAAGAUUAAUAUAGUGAGUGAUUACUAAUCAAUGACUAAAUAGAUGAAACAUUGUUGACAGACAUGCUUUACUCUCACACUGCCACACGUAUUAUAAUUCACCCAACCAAGGUUAUCAAAUAUUGCCAUUUAAUUUGGGCUUUUAGAUGUGUAGUAGAAGUCCACAUUGUUAGAAAGGUGAAACCAUAUGGGAGCAAUACAGAGCUCCGAGGUUAAGGUGCCAUUGUCAGAGCAGGCACAGUCAAAGCAUUUUUUAACUGGGAAACACAUACAGUGGGGAAAAAAAGUAUUUAGUCAGCCACCAAUUGUGCAAUUUCUCCCACUUAAAAAGAUGAGAGAGGCCUGUCAUUUUCAUCAUAGGUACACGUCAACUAUGACAGACAAAUUGAGAAAAAAAAUCCAGAAAAUCACAUUGUAGGAUUUUUAAUGAAUUUAUUUGCAAAUUAUGGUGGAAAAUAAGUAUUUGGUCACCUACAAACAAGCAAGAUUUCUGGCUCUCACAGACCUGUAACUUCUUCUUUAAGAGGCUCCUCUGUCCUCCACUUGUUACCUGUAUUAAUGGCACCUGUUUGAACUUGUUAUCAGUAUAAAAGACACCUGUUCACAACCUCAAACAGUCACACUCCAAACUCCACUAUGGCGAAGACCAAAGAGCUGUCAAAGGACACCAGAAACAAAAUUGUAGACCUGCACCAGGCUGGGAAGACUGAAUCUGCAAUAGGUAAGCAGCUUGGUUUGAAGAAAUCAACUGUGGGAGCAAUUAUUAGGAAAUGGAAGACAUACAAGACCACUGAUAAUCUCCCUCGAUCUGGGGCUCCACGCAAGAUCUCACCCCGUGGGGUCAAAAUGAUCACAAGAACGGUGAGCAAAAAUCCCAGAACCACACGGGGGGACCUAGUGAAUGACCUGCAGAGAGCUGGGACCAAAGUAACAAAGCCUACCAUCAGCAACACACUACGCCGCCAGGGCCUCAAAUCCUGCAGUGCAAGACGUGUCCCCCUGCUUAAGCCAGUACAUGUCCAGGCCCGUCUGAAGUUUGCUAGAGUGCAUUUGGAUGAUCCAGAAGAGGAUUGGGAGAAUGUCAUAUGAAACCAAAAUAGAACUUUUUGGUAAAAACUCAACUCGUCGUGUUUGGAGGACAAAGAAUGCUGAGUUGCAUCCAAAGAACACCAUACCUACUGUGAAGCAUGGGGGUGGAAACAUCAUGCUUUGGGGCUGUUUUUCUGCAAAGGGACCAGGACGACUGAUCCGUGUAAAGGAAAGAAUGAAUGGGGCCAUGUAUCGUGAGAUUUUGAGUGAAAACCUCCUUCCGUCAGCAAGGGCAUUGAAGAUGAAACGUGGCUGGUUCUUUCAGCAUGACAAUGAUCCCAAACACACCGCCCGGGCAACGAAGGAGUGGCUUCGUACGAAGCAUUUCAAGGUCCUGGAGUGGCCUAGCCAGUCUCCAGAUCUCAACCCCAUAGAAAAUCUUUGGAGGGAGUUGAAAGUCUGUGUUGCCCAGCGACAGCCCCAAAACAUCACUGCUCUAGAGGAGAUCUGCAUGGAGGAAUGGGCCAAAAUACCAGCAACAGUGUGUGACAACCUUGUGAAGACUUACAGAAAACGUUUGACCUGUGUCAUUGCCAACAAAGGGUAUAUAACAAACUAUUGAGAAACUUUUGUUAUUGACCAAAUACUUAUUUUUCACCAUAAUUUGCAAAUAAAUUCAUAAAAAAUCCUACAAUGUGAUUUUCUGGAUUUUUUUUCCUCAUUUUGUCUGUCCUAGUUGACUUGUACCUAUGAAGAAAAUUACAGGCCUCUCUCAUCUUUUUAAGUGGGAGAACAUGCACAAUUGGUGGCUGACUAAAUACUUUUUUUCCCCACUGUAUAUCUAAGAUCUCUCAUAUCUCCUUGGAGUUGUGUUGGCUAUUGCACUCUCCUGUUACAUCAUGUCAACUCAGGAAAUUACCGCUGUUCCACACGUUUAAAACACAUUUAGCUCCAAGCGCCUAUCAAGGUCCAAAUCUAAGCGAGAUUGUUAUUAAUGGCACCAAACCAAAUGGUGCAGCAUUUGUGGAAUCCGCUCUGUUGUGAGGGUCAUAGUCUGUUUAUCAUUUGUGUGCGCGUACAUGUUGAGGCAGAGAGGGUCCCUAGCCAAACAGUUAGUGAACAGCCAUCUGUUUUACCCUCAGAAAGCUUACACACUCACACAGAGAGUCCAAUGAAAGAGAGGGAUGAGAGACAAAAGAGAGAGAGAUUCACACUGACUGUUUCACACCCAUCUACCCCCCCCCCCCCAAGGGGAACAGCUAAUGUGCAGCCAGCCUCAGUAUGUCAGCCUACCAGCAUUAUCCAUCUCUAAGCAUUCAAUGUGAUAGGGAGGGAGCGGGCUGACAGCUGUGAGACAAUUUACUGUGUGUGUCUGUCUGUCUUGGUGUGUGUGUGUUUUAAUUGGAUUGCAGUCUUGGUGAGUAUUUGGAGUGUGUUUGAUAUGUGUGCUUGUUGUGUAUUUGUGUGUUUGCUUAAAUCAUGGGUUCAUUGGGUUGCGGUCUUGUGAGUGUGUGUGCAUGUGUAUGUAUGUGUGUGUGUUUUUCUGUAUUUCUUUGUGUAUAAUGUGUUCAUUCCUCUCAGCUAUAGGCAUGGACUCGUCCCUCUACUUGUGCUCUACCUGCUGCCAGAUAUUCAACUCUCUGGAGGUGGUGAUCUCUCAUCAGCUCACCUGCCAACCUGUCAACACAGAGGAGACAGUCCAUACAGCGCCACCUACUCCACAGGCUGAGGUACUGCACCCAUAGGCGAUGUCGCUAGAUGGCCAUGUUUGAAAGGACCAAAACGGCAAUAUUGACAGACUUUCUGGUCAGGAUAAUGAACAUGAGCUAUUUGUUCUUUAUGUAGGAUUAGGAGUAAGGAUAAGUUAGGGUUAAAGUAAUGGAAAGUGGUUAAAAUUGUUUUUUUCGGUUAGAAAGUCUUAUAACUUCGUCCUUUCUAUCAUGGCCAGAUAGUGAUGACCUAAGAAAUCUUUACAAGGAAAAGGCUUUGGUAUCAACCACCUCUGAACCUCCAGACAGUCUUUGUGGGCUGCAGGGUGUCUGCCUCUAUUCAUCAUAGCCUCCUUUCAUCAGAUUGUAGACCUCUGAUGCGUCCCAAAUGGGAGACUAUUCCCUUUAUUGGGCACUAUUUCUGGCCCUCUGGGCCCUAGGGUGCCAUUUGAGACAUGUCUAGUCAGUGACAUAAAUCGAUCACGUAAGUGUCAGGGAGAGAGAAACGUGAAAGGUAGACCCGGCGGCCCUUGAGGACUGUGGUGCGUGACACUCCCUGAGCUAAUGCGUUAUGUUGCUAUGAAAACUAGUCCUUAGCUACCGAUUAUCCCUAGCAACAAACUAAUCAGCUAGCAACAGGUUUGCACUCAUGACAAGCGUUCAAAUGCCACCUUAGUAUCAAAAAACAUAAGUGAUCACAAAAAUAACUAUUGUUUUUGUAUAACACUGUUUCCUUUUUUCUGUGUUUCGACUUAUUUCUCUGUGUGCUGAUGUCCUAGAGCUCCGGAGUGGCACUUCAGUCUCAGAAUGGACCAUCCCAGCACCAAGAGAGAAACCAAAAGAGAACCUUCAUUACGAACCCAAACCUGCCCUACCUGCAUUCCCUGGAGAAGAGAGCGACUGGGAGUCCGACCGGUUGCAACGGCCCCCAAAACCAGACCCAAACUCAAAACCUGACUAGCCCGGCCCUGCUCAUCCACUACCAGUGUAGGGAAUGUGAGGUGUUGUUUGAGUCCCUGGGGCUGUGGCAGAAGCACAGCAAGCUGGGUAACUGUUCUGCAACCACUGGGUCAGAACCAAGGGACCAGGAAAUGGAUACAGAGUGUUGGCCUGUGAUAGGAGAUGAAAAGGGGGUAGAGGGACAGAGUGAUGGAGGGAUAGGUGUGAAAAUAGUGGAGGAUGAUGACAAAGAGAGGGAGAAAGAGGUAGACUAUGGAGGAGGGAUGGAACAAGAAUAUAGCAUUGAGAAUGAAUUGGAAUCAGAAACAUACUCCAAUUCCCAGAAUUCCUUCCCCAACACUCCCAUGUUUACAAACCCUGCUGCCUGUAGUUCCAAUCCAACUGCUUCCUCCUCGAGCCAGACCUCCUUCUGUGCGGCCUGUGGCUCGGGCUUCAGCACUGAGUCGGCGCUGAAGCUGCACCGCAUGGCCAUCCACGGCUUGGCGGGGGCGCUACAUCACUGUGACGUGUGUGGAGAGAGCUUUAUGAACACUACCAAGUACCUCUACCACCGCAGGCAGCAUCGAGACAGAGGGGAAGGGGACUCGGAGGGCUCCACACCCCAGGUGGACCACAUUAUACCUAAGCCUCUGUUCCAGUGGAAAAGCAACAGUGGUAGGUACUAGGUAGGCUUACUAAAGGAGCAUGGAAGACUGGGCUGUGUUCAGUAGAGUACAAUGUAGCAAAACAUUUUGAAACGGAAAAUGCUCAUCUGUGUUUUCAUUGGAUAAUAUCCAGGGGCACCUCUUCCGUUUUAAAACGUUUUCUCACAUUUUGUGUCCACUUUAGUGCCUACUUAUUUAUGUGGAUGAGUUCAUUAUUGACUUCCGUAAUUCUUUCAGCUGUGGUGAGUGGCGAAGAAGAGACCCCAACCCAUCCACCCCUCACUACCACCACCCUCCCUGACCCUUCCACCUCCCUACCAGCCCUGGAAACGACACCCGGCGACCCCUCCGUCCCCUUCGGACCGUGCCCCCAUUGCGGGCGUUUCUUCAAGAGCCGCAGCCGCUUGCGAACACACAUCCAGGCCCACUCAGGCCUCAAGCCGUUUAAGUGUGACCUCUGCCCCAAGACGUUCGCCUACAACAGAUGUGUGACGCGCCACCGUAUCACCCACAGCGCCCACAAGCCGUAUACCUGCCUGCGCUGCGGCAAGAGCUACACACUGUUGGGCACGCUGAAGACCCACCACCUACUCCACGAACGCCAGGACGCCUUGAACCAAGAUGGCGUUGUGGUGAAGGAGCAGACGGUCAAGGAGGAGGGGAUGGAGAAGGGGCGUGGUGUGGUCAAUGAUGCAGAGUCAAAGAAAUCAAAGUACCCAAAGUGUUUUCGAUACAAAUGCCCUGAUUGUCCACGCUGCUUCCGAAUGUCCUCUCAGGUGCCGGUUCACAGGUAUGUCUGGCCAUCAAUUCAAUUGAGUUUGGCCUGAAUUCAAUUUAGUUCAAUUCAAUUCAACUUUAUUUAUCGCCUUAGGGGCAAUUAUGCCUCUCUCUAUGCCUGCUUUGAUGUGGCCUCUUAGUUGAGGUGUUUAACAAAACACUGGUAAUUACAUUGUAACACAGCAAAAUACUAAGCUGAUUACCGAUUGCUCUUCAUUCAGACCAGUAUAAGACUUUGGGGCAAUUAAGAAGGUGUUAUCAUGGGGAGCACAAGAGCAUAAUUACAUACAUGCUGCUCAGUGCUCAUACAAUACAAUUGAACAUAUGAAGGCAAGGCCUGCGUUCAUACAUACAGAAUCAUCAGACUGUACAGUUGUGCACAGAGAUACAUAGAAGUGUAUACAAAUAAAAUGUUAUUUGUCACAUGCGCCGAAUACAUUAGGUGUAGACUUUACCGUGAAAUGCUUACUUACGAGCCCUUUCCCAACGAUGCAGAGUUAAAAAGUAAGGAAAAGUACCUAAUAAAUGUUUUUAAAUAGUAACAAUAAAAGAACAAUGACUACAUAUGAGUCAAUGCAGGGGUACGAGGUAGUGAGGUAAUAUGUAGGUAGGGGUAAAAGUGACUAGGCAAUCAGGAUAGAUAAUAAACAAGAGUAGCAGCAGUAUAUGUGAAGAGUGUGAGCGUGUGUGUGUGUGUGUGUGUGUGUUGGAGUGUCAGUGUAGUAUCUGUGAGUGUGCCGGUAGAGUCCAGUGAGUGCAUAGCCAACGCAAGAGAGUCAGUGCAACAAAAAGAAAGGGUGUCAAUGCAAAUAGUCUGGGUAGCCGUUUGAUUAACUAACUGUUCAGCAGUCUUAUGGCUUGGGGGUAGAAGCUGUUCAGAAGCCUUUUGGUCCCAGACUUGGCGUUCCGGUACCGCUUGCUUGAGAGAACAGUCUAUGAUUUGGGUGGCUGGAGUCUGACAAUUUGAAAUGGGAAAGUGUUCAGUCAAUGAUGGAAUUAUAAUCGUAAUAUUCAUAUUAUUACUAGACGAAUGCUUCAAUAGUUAAUCAACAUUAGUUCCCGACCAUGAUGGACAUAACAAAUUCCAGUAUAAUAACACAAGUAAAAGGAAUCGAUUUAUGAAUCGCUUGCGGUCAAUCAUAUUUCGGUAUACUCCAAUGCAAUUUUGUUUUAUUCUUGCCCGCGGAUAUGAAUUGACAGUGUAAUCACAUUGAGAGAUCUGUCUGGUGGACCUACCAUUACGUGGCUACAUAGGACUGCCACACACACACAGACCUGUCAUUACGUGCUAGCCCAUUAGUAACAUGGCUGAAGGCCGGGGUUCUCUCUUGCUCUUUACCAUCCAUCAUAGACACCAGUAUUCAUUAUGGCACACCGUAGCAAAAUAUUUUUCUACGGAAAACGAAAACAGUUCUUAGUUCUUAUUAUACUAGUCCAUGUAGUCCCUCCCUGUUUCAGGCCUGUUUUCUUCAAUUUGGUGCCUAAUGAACACAACCCAGCACAGUGCCAACCAACCUGCUCUCACUCAUGAGUUACUGUGUGGCGGGGUGGAAGUAAUGACACUGCACCACAACUCAUUAACUUUCAUUCAGAAGAUUUUUGAUCGAAUUAGACUGCCUCAUCAUCCACUAGGACAUUUUAACACAGACAGACAACACAGACAGACAACACAGACAGACAACACAGACAGACAACAACACAGCUUUUAUUAUAUGCGAGAGGGACUGUGAUAAACACUGGGUCAGAAGUUUUAUACGUGUCAUGUCUAUUGCAGAAGGGUUGUGUUGAUCAAUAGAGUCAUGACCUGAGGCGCGAAGCUUUAAACAAUCUACAGUAUAUUAGCACAGCUCUGUUUGAAUACACAUGUAUAAGGAUGUCCUAUGUUGAUUUUGUAUGAGGUUGUAUAGAUGUUGUCUUAUUGUGAAUUUCAUAUAGGACCAUGAUUAAGGCCAGGAGUCUUUCCUGGUCUGGUCACGUGGUAAGGAAAGACUCCUGGCCUUAUAUGGUGAACGUUGAAUUAGAAAUAAGUGCUUUUCACUUGAAAUUGUAUUUCCAUAUUUUCAGAAAACAUAUCUAAUUGUCUCUCUUUUCCCUUGAAAUGGCCGUCAGAUACUCUCAUACGGGGAAGUAUCCGUUCACCUGCUCCAUCUGUGGUGAACACUUCUUCCACAAGAGCAGGCUGAAGCUUCAUGGUCUCACACACGACGGUCAGAGUAAUAUUAAUAGGGUGUGCAUGCAUUUGUGUGUGGAUUUCUUUACCAGUCUGUGCUCUCAAAUCUUUCUUUAAUCGUUUAUCUGCAUGGUUUUGAUAGCCCUGCAUGAUGUCAUUCUGUGUGUUUCUGAGUGUGUGUUUGACCGUGUGGGUGGCUCUUCAAGCACCUACUUGCCUGUAUUACUACACUUGGCCGUCUGCCUGUUGCUUUGCAUAUGCACCCGUAUCUACGCCAGUCUCUGUGCCAUAUGCGCAUCCCUACAUCAAGUCUGCCCUCGGCUAAGCGAUUGAUCGCACCCGCGCUCUGCGGUUGAUUGCGCCAGCAUAAUAUCAAUACAUUUCAUUUAAUAAAGUCAGCGAGCGUUCAUAUCCAUAUGAACCGCUAACUAAAUGUAUAAGAGAAAAGACUAGGCAGAGAGACAAAUCCCCCACUAUCCACAAUGCCGUACAACAACCGCCAACCCUGCCACCCCUGUCACAACACAUUAUCUAUUUUAAUACGCUGUGUGUUUCACAGGCCAUUACCUGCUGAUUUAUGUUGUUAGUUUUGUUAUCAUUAUUAAAUCACGCUGGCUUGGGCCCAGUAAGCCAGGUCAUCAAGGGCAGUGUUGCAACACAACUUACAAGGCCUCGCGCAGUCACCUCGGUCUUGUGAAUACUCCCCCUUUCACUUUGACUAAUGAGUUUCCCCCGCCACUUUAUUUACCCCACCACCACAUUAUUUACCCCUUAAUAAUGUUAGUGUAUCUGUUGGAAGUUGUUGCCUACAAUGAUGGAAGAUGUUUUACUUUGACCUAUUUCAAUUAAAAGUAUUUUCGUAAUAUCUUGUUGUAUUAGGGUCUAGCCUGUUUACUCUUUUGAUUUAAUUAGGACUUUGGUAAUUGUCCUUGUUAUUGUGUGGUUCUUUUGAUAUUCUCACUGAUAUUCUCAACCAUGUACAGUUCUACGUUUCUAAACUGUUUUCUAACCCUCUGCUUUUCUGCAUAUGCUCACUUAACAUGGGUGCUUCUGUGCCAUGUAAUCGCACUGACUUCCUUCUCUGUACAGGAAUGGUGGACAUAGGCCUGGUUGUUAAGGGAACGGGCCUGGGUAGAGGCCAGGGUAGAGGCCGUGGCCAAGGCGGAAGGCGGGACAGGACCACAAGGCUUCUGGACUGUGAGUUCUGCCACCACCGCUGUGUCACCAAGGAAGGCCUGGACCUCCACAGACUGUCCCACGCCGGACAGACCCCCCUGCGCUGCCCCAUGACCCCCUGCAGACGGCGCUAUGCAACGGCGGCCUCCCUGGAGGAGCACCUCCUCACCCACUGCCCGGCGCCCGGGGACACGGUGGCCGCCGCCGACCUCCCCAAGCCCCGUCCCUUCCACUGCCAACACUGUGGGAAGGACUUCACCACCGGCUCAUCGCUCAGCGUCCACCUUAGAGUCCACACGGGGGAGAAGCCCUUUCAGGUCAGAGGUGAAAGACGUCAAUGCAGGUCUAGGGUUGCAAAAUUUCAAAACUUUCCCCAAAUUCGCUGCUUUUUCAGAAAUCCCGGUUGAAGAUGUCCAAGUUGGAGGGUUCCCUCGCAGCUCAUUCCCUGCUGAUUCCAGAAAUCCUCCAACUGUGAUUUCUGAAAAAGUUUUUGCAGCCCUACAUAGACCGAAGGUUGUAUUAGGGCAACCCUGUGUUAGUUGUUACGCCAACUUGUUUUAAAUGUCAACCGAAAUGCCAGUUCUAGACAACCAAAUUGUCCAGCUUUAGUCCCCUUCAACAAGUUGUUGUAUAGAGGGUUUUCAAUUGUCACAAAUCACCUAGCAACCAAACCAGGCGCCAUGUUGGAAGACCAGAGUCAGUCUGGUGGAAGUAAAAGAUUAUGGAUUUACUCACAAGAUACAGUGCAUUCGAAAAGUAUUCAGACCCCUUGACUUUUUCCACAUUUUGUUACGUUACAGCCUUAUUCUAAAAUCGAUUAAAUAAAUACAAAUCCUCAGCAAUCUACACACUAUCCCAUAAUGACAAAGCAAAAACAGGGUGUUAUUUACGUUAUUUACAUAAGUAUUCAGACCCUUUGCUAUGAGACUCAAUUGUGCUCAGGUGCAUCCUGUUUCCAUUGAUCAUCCUUGAGAUGUUUCUACAACUUGAUUGGUGUCCACCAUUCAAUUGAUUGGACAUUAUUUGGAAAGGCACACACCUGUCUAUAUAAGGUCCCACAGUUGACAGUGCAUGUCAGAGCCCAAGCCAUGAGGUCGAAGGAAUUGUCUGUAGAGCUCCGAGACAGGAUUGUGUCGAGGCACAGAUCUGAGGAAGGGUACCAAAAAAUUUCUGCAGCAUUGAAGGUCCCCAAGAACACAGUGGCCUCCAUCAUUCUUAAAUGGAAGAAGUUUGGAACCACCAAGACUCUUCCUAGAGCUGGCCGCCCGGCCAAACUGAGCAAUCGGGGGAGAAGGGCCUUGGUCAGGGAGGUGACCAAGAACCCGUUAGUCCCUCUGACAGAGCUCCAGAGUUCCUCUGUGGAGAUGGGAGAACCUUCCAGAACGACAACCUUCUCUGCAGCACUCCACUAAUCAGGUCUUUAUGGUACAUUGGCCAGACGGAAACCACUCCUCAGUAAAAGGCACAUGACACAUGACAGCCCGCUUGGAGUUUGCCAAAAGGCAACUAAAGGACUCUCAGACCAUGAGAAACCAUGAGUAGCGUUAUACCCUAGAAGACUCAAGGCUGUAAUUGCUGCCAAAGGUGCUUCAACAAAGUACUGAGUAAAGGGUUGAAUACUUAUGUAAAUGUGAUAUUUCCGUUUUUUAUUUUGAAUAAGUGUGUAAAAAAUUCUAAAAGACUGUUUUUGCUUUGUCGUAAUGGGGUAUUGUGUGUAGAUUGGUGAGGGGAAAAAAACAAUUUCAUCCAUUUUAGAAUAAGGCUGUAACAAAAUGUGGAAAAAGUUAAGGGGUCUGAAUACAUUCCGAAUGCACUGUACAUGUCUCACUGCCCUAACAAUGGGAGUUGUUGUCCACAAAGUGGCAUGGUGGGCUGUCAAGCUCGCACCUAUCCUUAAUUUCUGGAUUGGUGGAUACAUCAAAUUAUUCUGAAUAUUUGAUCCGCCUGUAUUCAAUGGAGAGCGAUACUAUGCUACUAGCCUCAUGCCAUGAAUAUGCAUAGCUAUCUCAAGACAACUCUGAUAUAAAGUGUUUUUACUCAAAGUUGCCAGGAUGUCGCGUCUCCAACUUAUAUCAGUACACUUGUAACAACCUAAGCAUUACUAAACUUCUAUUAGAUUACAUAAACCUUACGUUGCAAAUAAGCCAUACAAAAUGUUGUUGACCAAAUUCGACACUCAUUGACCUCAAUACAAAAACUCCUUGCUUGGUGGGUGAAACAAUGGGAAAAAAGCCACCUGCUGGAGGGAGACAGAUUUUCCGCCAAGUUUGGCCUCUCUCUACCUCUUCCUCUCUGUGGAAGUCCUCCAAUCGUCCACGUGGCUGGCUGCGUUUUGCUAUCACCGGAAAUAUCGGGAAAAUGUGCCAUUAUUUCGUUUUUUUGUAAGGACCCAGAAAACGGAGUCAGUGGGAGAACCUAUUCAAGUAAGUGAAUAUAUAUAUAUAUAUAUAUAUAUUUUACUAUGUAAUAUUAGCUAGCUAGCUUGCUACAGGAACUAGUGUGCAGGCUAACUCAAAUGAGCUGCUAACGUAGCUAGCUAUACAGUAUGUUAAGUUAACUAGCUAAGUGAAUAAAAUAUUACCAGCUAGCUAACUUCAUAUUAGAUAGUUAGCUACCAUGAUGUAUUUAUCAUUGUAAAUUUAAACAAACUCCAUGCAUUCAUAGCUUGGUAGCUAGCUAACAGUCAUGGAAGAGGGUGAAAGGAUUAAUGUUAGCAGCGCCAGCUGUCAGAUAAGGGAGAGAGUAGGCUACUUUGGAUAGGGCAGGUACCAACAUAUUAUUCAGUGCUGUCUAAUUUGAGUAUAAUGAAGCCUGUUUCUUUAUGUCAAUAAUCCUCAGAUACAGAGAGCUGUGGAACCCUGUCUGCAGAUGAAGAGGUCUCAAUGAAUGUCCCGAGAGAAUAAGGGUACAUUCUUGUAUACCAUGGGUUAUAUGUGUACCUAAUGUUAGCAAAUUUAAACAAAAAUUGUUUGUAAGUCACAAUGUAUUUUAUUUUAAUUUUUUAUUUUACCUUUAUUUAACUAGGCAAGUCAGUUAAGAACAAAUUCUUAUUUACAAUGACGGCCUACACCGGCCAAACCCGGACGUAUAAACCUAUUACAACUGGAGCAGGUCAACCCUGCUGGGUGUGCAGGCUUCUGUUCCAGCCCAGCACUAACACACGUGAAUUAAAUGUAUCAAACCUAAUUAGUUGAUCAUUAAAGUGUACUAUUGCUGGGCUGGAAUAGAUGUAUCUAUUAUAGUAGAAACUGAUGCUGCUGCAGCAUUGCUCAUCUUCUCCAGUGGGAAUCCAGUCGACAUGGGUGUCUUGAUAGAGGACAGCUGGUGAACCUACAGUACAGUACAUAAACAAAUGAAAAGCACACCUGAUGUUAGAAUAUCACUUAUUCAGGUCACCUAUACCAUCAGGGCUCUUGAUUGUUUGGUUGUGUUUAAUUCAUUCAGGUGUUUUAGUGUCAUAUACAGAUGAAAUAGAUUGUUGGGCUGGAACAACCAAUGGUCAACACAGCAGGUUGCCCUAUCCCAUUGAGGCCUUUGUCCUAUGCUGUAAUGUCCAUGCAUUUUCCAUCUUAUGAAUAAAGUUCUCAACAAAUUUUAAUUGGGUCAGUGCCACUGGAGUUUUUUGGGACAAUAAUGGUGCUUUCAAGACAACUGGGGGGACUAGGUCAAAUCAUGACGUCAGUGAUCUUCUGGUCGGAAAGUCAGAGCUCUAGAAAGAUGCCUGAGUUUCCGACUUGGCAUGGAGUUGGAUGACCGUUAAAAACAUUGUCUUGAGCGCUCGGAAGUCGGACAUUUUGUACAAUUUGUGUCUCCCCUUUGCCGGUCUAGAUUAAAUGGUUGCAUUCAAUAGAAGGUCGUUUUUAUUUAUCUGUUUGUCAGUGUCAGCAAAGGAGGCCUAGGCUACCCCAUGAUUUGUUGUAUUAAAAAAGAUUGCUAAUGUCUCCAGUCAUAUAAAGUGUAGUAGAAUUGCAUGAAAUGUGUUUAUCAAAAGAAAAAAGUAUUUAGUCAGCCACCAAUUGUGCAAGUUCUCCCACUUAAAAAUAUGAGAGAGGCCUGUAAUUUUCAUCAUAGGUACACGUCCACUAUGACAGACAAAAUGAAGAAGAAAAAUUUUUCCAGAAAAUCACAUUGUAGGAUUUUUAAUGAAUUUAUUUGCAAAUUAUGGUGGAAAAUAAGUAUUUGGUCAAUAACAAAAGUUUCUCAAUACUUUGUUAUAUACCCUUUGUUGGCAAUGACACAGGUCAAACGUUUUCUGUAAGUCUUCACAAGGUUUUCACACACUGUUGCUGGUAUUUUGGCCCAUUCCUCCAUGCAGAUCUCCUCUAGAGCAGUGAUGUUUUGGGGCUGUCGCUGGGCAACACAGACUUUCAACUGCCUCCAAAUAUUUUCUAUGGGGUUGAGAUCUGGAGACUGGCUAGGCCACUCCAGGAUCUUGAAAUGCUUCUUACGAAGCCACUCCUUCGUUGCACGGGCGGUGUGUUUGGGAUCAUUGUCAUGCUGAAAGACCCAGCCACGUUUCAUCUUCAAUGCCCUUGCUGAUGGAAGGAGGUUUUCACUCAAAAUCUCACGAUACAUGGCCCCAUUCAUUCUUUCCUUUACACGGAUCAGUCGUCCUGGUCCCAUUGCAGAAAAACAGCCCCAAAGCAUGAUGUUUCCACCCCCAUGCUUCACAGUAGGUAUGGUGUUCUUUGGAUGCAACUCAGCAUUCUUUGUCCUCCAAACACGUCGAGUUGAGUUUUUACCAAAAAGUCCUAUUUUGGUUUCAUCUGACCAUAUGACAUUCUCCCAAUCCUCUUCUGGAUCAUCCAAAUGCACACUAGCAAACUUCAGAUGGGCCUGGACAUGUACUGGCUUAAGCAGGGGGACACGUCUGGCACUGCAGGAUUUGAGUCCCUGGCGGCGUAGUGUGUUACUGAUGGUAGGCUUUGUUACUUUGGUCCCAGCUCUCUGCAGGUCAUUCACUAGGUCCCCCCGUGUGGUUCUGGGAUUUUUGCUCACCGUUCUUGUGAUCAUUUUGACCCCACGGGGUGAGAUCUUGCGUGGAGCCCCAGAUCGAGGGAGAUUAUCAGUGGUCUUGUAUGUCUUCCAUUUCCUAAUAAUUGCUCCCACUGUUGAUUUCUUCAAACCAAGCUGCUUACCUAUUGCAGAUUCAGUCUUCCCAGCCUGGUGCAGGUCUACAAUUUUGUUUCUGGUGUCCUUUGACAGCUCUUUGGUCUUGGCCAUAGUGGAGUUUGGAGUGUGACUGUUUGAGGUUGUGGACAGGUGUCUUUUAUACUGAUAACAAGUUCAAACAGGUGCCAUUAAUACAGGUAACGAGUGGAGGACAGAGGAGCCUCUUAAAGAAGAAGUUACAGGUCUGUGAGAGCCAGAAAUCUUGCUUGUUUGUAGGUGACCAAAUACUUAUUUUCCACCAUAAUUUGCAAAUAAAUUCAUUAAAAAUCCUACAAUGUGAUUUUCUGGAGAAAAAAAUUCUCAAUUUGUCUGUCAUUGUUGACGUGUACCUAUGAUGAGUUUACAGGCCUCUCUCAUCUUUUUAAGUGGGAGAACUUGCACAAUUGGUGGCUGACUAAAUACUUUUUCCCCCCACUGUAUGCACAGUGAUUAUAUUUAGUUAUAUUAAGAGCCUAAUAAACUGACUAUCCAAUCUACUCAUCACAUUAGGAAUAGUAGGCUUCCAUUAAUCUGCAAAUGAGAUGAUCGAUGCAUGCAAUGCUUUAUUAUAAAGGUGCAUUUUUAUAGUGAAAAAUAGCUCCCCCAAAACUUGAAACUCACGCACUGCCUGUAAGAGAGAGACAUGCUAAUAGCUAGACUACAAGCUAUUUAGCUAGCUAACUAAUGUUAGCUAACUAAUGUUGGCUAACUUAGAAUUGUUGUCAACACCUGGUUAGCAUAACAGCUAAACUAAACUCAAAAUUGAUCAGACUUACCAGUGAUGACAUGAUCGGAGCAGACCCUGUACUGACAGCUGUCUGGGUUCAGGUCUUGACAGGGGAAAAAGGUUUCUUCGCUUUUCUGACAGUUCUUGAGUCAUAUCUCCUUUGGUGUUUCAUGAUUGUGAGUAAUCUAUAUAUACAGUGGGGAGAACAAGUUUUUGAUACACUGCCGAUUUUGCAGGUUUUCCUACUUACAAAGCAUGUAGAGGUCUGUCAUUUUUAUCAUAGGUACACUUCAACUGUGAGAGACGGAAUCUAAAACAAAAAUCCAGAAAAUCACAUUGUAUGAUUUUUAAGUAAUUAAUUUGCAUUUUAUUGCACAACAUAAGUAUUUGAUCACCUACCAACCAGUAAGAAUUCCGGCUCUCACAGACCUGUUAGUUUUUCUUUAAGAAGCCCUCCUGUUCUCCACUCAUUACCUGUAUUAACUGCACCUGUUUGAACUCGUUACCUGUAUAAAAGACACCUGUCCACACACUCAAUCAAACAGACUCCAACCUCUCCACAAUGGCCAAGACCAGAGAGCUGUGUAAGGACAUCAGGGAUAAAAUUGUAGACCUGCACAAGGCUGGGAUGGGCUACAGGACAAUAGGCAAGCAGCUUGGUGAGAAGGCAACAACUGUUGGCGCAAUUAUUCGAAAAUGGAAGAAGUUCAAGAUGACGGUCAAUCACCCUCGGUCUGGGGCUCCAUGCAAGAUCUCACCUCGUGGGGCAUCAAUGAUCAUGAGGAAGGUGAGGGAUCAACCCAGAACUACAUGGCAGGACCUGGUCAAUGACCUGAAGAGAGCUGGGACCACAGUCUCAAAGAAAACCAUUAGUAACACACUACGCCGUCAUGGAUUAAAAUCCUGCAGCGCACGCAAGGUCCCCCUGCUCAAGCCAACGCAUGUCCAGGCCCGUCUGAAGUUUGCCAAUGACCAUCUGGAUGAUCCAGAGGAGGAAUGGGAGAAGGUCAUGUGGUCUGAUGAGACAAAAAUAGAGCUUUUUGGUCUAAACUCCACUCGCCGUGUUUGGAGGAAGAAGAAGGAUGAGUACAACCCCAAGAACACCAUCCCAACCGUGAAGCAUGGAGGUGGAAACAUAAUUCUUUGGGGAUUCUUUUCUGCAAAGGGGACAGGACGACUGCACCGUAUUGAGGGGAGGAUGGAUGGGGCCAUGUAUCGCGAGAUCUUGGCCAACAACCUCCUUCCCUCAGUAAGAGCAUUGAAGAUGGGUCGUGGCUUGUUCUUCCAGCAUGACAACGACCUGAAACACACAGCCAGGGCAACUAAGGAGUGGCUCCGUAAGAAGCAUCUCAAGGUCCUGGAGUGGCCUAGCCAGUCUCCAGACUGGAACCCAAUAGAAAAUCUUUGGAGGGAGGUGAAAGUCCGUAUUGCCCAGCGACAGCCCCGAAACCUGAAGGAUCUGGAGAAGGUCUGUAUGGAGGAGUGGGCCAAAAUCCCUACUGCAGUGUGUGCAAACCUGGUCAAGACCUACAGGAAACGUAUGAUCUCUGUAAUUGCAAACAAAGGUUUCUGUACCAAAUAUUAAGUUCUGCUUUUCUGAUGUAUCAAAUACUUAUGUCAAGCAAUAAAAUGAAAAUGAAUUACUUAAAAAUCAUACAAUGUGAUUUUCUGGAUUUUUGUUUUAGAUUCCGUCUCUCACAGUUGAAGUGUACCUAUGAUAAAAAUUACAGACCUCUACAUGCUUUGUAAGUAGGAAAACCUGCAAAAUCGGUAGUGUAUCAAAUACUUGUUCUCCCCACUGUAUGUAUAUAUAUAUAUAUAUAUAUAUAUAUAUAUAUAUAUAUAUAUAUAUAUAUAUAUAUAUAUAUAUAUAUAUAUAUAUAUAAUCCCGUUGUCUUUCCUGCCUAAGAGCAGCCAAUUACUGCACAGAAAUUCACUGUGGUGAUGAAUCAACUAGUUUUAGGCACUGUUAUCAUGAAGUUUGGGGUAGCCACUCAGCUGUUGUCGUUGGAAGAAUUGAUACGGUGGUCUUCCAACGUGGCCGCUAGGAGGCGUUGUACGUCACCUAACAACCGCCUGUCGGUAACACUCCAGGCUCAGGGUGUCGAGUAUAAAGCUCUUAGCAGCUCAUUAGACCCCCGUAAAUCUUUGAACACUCUGGGCCAGUAUCUAAAGGCCAUUUUAAGGUAGCUAAAGCCUUGUAUUUUCACUUAAAAGCUGUUUCCCUCUACCUGAUAAUAUUUGUGGGUGCUCACAUUAGCAAUAACUGUCUAUCUGUAUCUUUCCCUCACUCCUACUCCAACCUUGUCUCCCUCUUCCUGCCCCUCCCUCUUCCUGUCCCUCCCUCCUCAUUUUCCUCUCCGCAGUGCUCCCAAUGUUGGAAGCGCUUCCGACAGAUCCCUCACCUGCGCGACCACGAGCGUCUGCACAGCGGCGAGCGUCCCUUCAUCUGCGGUGUCUGUGGCAAGAGCUUCGUCCUGGCCGCCCGCCUCACCGAGCACGCCCGCACCCACAGCGGCGAGAAACCAUUCUCCUGCCCAGUGUGCCACCGGGCCUUCCGCUCCCUCUCCAACCUGGGCAAGCACCGCAAGACCCACCGCUGCUGCCCCCCGGCACAGCCACAGGAGGGCAUCACCGAGCAGAAUGCCGUCCUAGGGGUCAAAAUUCAGGGGAAUAUGGAGAGUCAGGCGGCCGUACAUACGAUCUUACUUGUUCAGCCCCAAGUAGUCUCUCAGGGAGGGUCUUCUCUUCCCCAGUCUUCUUCCGUAUCUGCGCCCCUCGUCCUCCUGCACCCCUCAGUUGCUGUGGGCAAUGGGCAGGGCGGGACGCUGGGGGGCACCAUCAUGCGGCAUGUCAUCGUGGAGCAGGCUGGUGAGCAGAGGGUGAAAAGUUGAUGUAACUUCACUGGUGAGACAUUUCACAGGAGGCCGCCAAGGACAUUUGGAUGAAAAUAAUUUCUGAGAAGAACUGUCACAAUCGAAAAAGAGGAUAAGAAGUGGGUGGAGAGCAGGGAGUGAGGGAAAUGGAGUGAAGUGGGACUUGAAUAAAUAUAAUGUGAAGGGAUGGUGUGGUUAAGUUAGGAUUACGAGGAUCAGUUCUCUAUUUAUGUACAGAUGUAUAGAAUGCCUUUGAAGUAAGUUAUUUCUAAUAGAAUGUUUUUGAGCCUGUGUUCAAUCUCAAUUUGACACAGAGUGCCUUCACAAUCUGUUGUAUUUCUUUGAAUAAAAUGCUCUCUAUUUUCAUUUAAUGUUCAUCCUUUUGCAGGGAGACAACAUGGGGGUUGGCCUUAAUCUGUCUCAAACGAUUCAAUGUGUUUUAUUGGCAAGGCGAUAACUAAAGUACUUGCUUGACAUAAUGUGUCUGUUUCUAUAUAGUUUCACUAUGUUACUAGUCAGCAAUGACCGUUCUCGCUUGUUCAGAGUGAGAAUUAUGAACAAGAUGAACUGAAGGAUCUGUGAAUUACAAAACCCACUUAUGAAAGGGUUCCCAAAGGUAGGUUAACUAGGCUUCGAUUCAGAUAGAUUGUUUGGUGUGGGAAAGCUAUUUAGUGGUAUAUUUGUGGUAACAAAUCCCUUGACAACAGUUGAUGCGGUGGGGAGGGAGGUCUAAAGAUGCCGACUGUUGGCAGCUGUCUGGGUUAGAGUCAUCCAAGUGCUAAUGGUGUCAGUCCCAGCCAGGCUUGUUUAGAAUGCCAGCAAAAUCUGACACCAGGUCAGACUGGAACUGAAAUUGAUCUGUUGUUCCUUUUUACAGGACCAUGUCUGCAAUGCGGGCAGGUAGGCAGUUAAGUCAAUGAGACACUUGUACUGUCAAAUUAAGCAUCAAGCUUUAAGUGCCUUCACAUCCUAUGGCGUGUAUGGAUCACGGGGGGUGUCGUUAAAACAGAAUGGCAGCACGUUGAACUGAUAAAGACCUUGAAAUUAAGGAUAAUUGUGUCCGUCAUUUGCUUUGUCGUAAAAACAUUCCGAUUUAGUCAGAUCAAGAAUUAAUGAGGGUAAUGUCUUAACAUUUUUACUUGUUUCAGACUAAAGUGCUGACCCAAACUAAACUGUGCUGGCUUGGAUAUUCUCUUUUCACAUUCUCCUUUUAAGCACAGUUCCAGCAACUAUGGUGGAUGCAUAACCAGACCAGCUCAGUACAGCUUGGCUUGGCCUGGCUCGGUUUGGGUCAAUAGUGUGAAAAGCCCUAAAGAUCAUUAAGAAAUAUUAAUUAUUUUUCUGUGUCUGCAUGCUCUGAAAUCCAGCUAACGUCAAGAAGAUCCAGCAAAUGUCAGCAAUUCUUGGGUACAAGCAUCGGUGCCUUGAGACAGGGCAUGGUGCACUUGCCACUUGCUCCAUGUGUCUACUACAUUAAGCAGUGAAAGCCUCUAACAACUCUUGCCACUGAUGUGAUUCCUGUGACAGACAUUGGAGAGGCAGGAGCCCAACAAGUUCAAGCUUUGUUUGUUUUCGACACUCUUGAGGUGGGAAUCUAGAGGGUGGUGAGACGGAGCAUUUAACCUCCCUUCAGUUUGUGUAAAGUCUUGUCACACGUCACGUAACCACUUUGUCCAUGUUAACGUCAAUGUUGUAACUCCCUUUUGACAUUUCGGAGCUUCACAUUCAGACGUUCAGAGUCUAUUUCUGCUCAGUCGUGAUUUCAGAAUUUAUAUUAUGACUAUUCAUCGUUACUUCAUUUUGUCUUCUUCGCAAACAAGAUAGAUCAUCUCAUCUAGGCAUUACGGUAGUGAAAUCCCAGCAAUCAAUUUUCUCUGCCAGAUCAUAUUUCUCAAUUUGAGUCAUGCAAAUAAGCCAAAUCAUGACGCUUAUGUCAGGUGUUGCCUCCCAACUGUCUGGAAUGGGGAAAAACUCCUGAGUGGCGCAGUGGUCUAAGGCACUGCAUCGCAGUGCUAACUGUGCCACUAGAGAUCCUGGUUCGAAUCCAGGCUCUGUCGCAGCCGGCCGCGACCGGGAGACUCAUGGGCGGCGCACAAUUGGCCCAGCGUCGUCCAGGGUAGGGGAGGGAAUGGCCGGCAGGGAUGUAGCUCAGUUGAUAGAGCAUGGCGUUUGCAACGCCAGGGUUGUGGGUUCGAUUCCCACGGGGGGCCAGUAUAAAAAAAACAAAAAAACAUGUAUUCACUAACUGUAAGUCGCUCUGGAUAAGAGCGUCUGCUAAAUGACUAAAAUGUAAAUGUAAAAAGGGGGAGGCUUUAACAUGUAACAGUGAUUAGGCCCCCUACUACCUAGCAGCCACAGCUGAGACCUAAAAUGGCCCCUGUGUGAUGGAUGACUAGCCCAUCCACGUAAACAACCACAGAAAUGUGUCCAGUGCUGGAAAAGGGCAAGCAUGGACUCCAUAAACCCCUAAUCCAGUCUGGCUGACACAGCUAGUGCCUUUUGUCAGUGAAUGUGUCCCUUUAGUGUUGUGUCGAAGUUGUGUGUGGAACCUGGUUUAAGAGGACAUGUCCUUCCUGUUUCACAUGUCCUUUCUGUUUCGAGAGGAUGUGUUCUUCCUAGUUUGAUGGGACAUUCUCUUCCUGUUUAUCUUUUCUCUGUAGUUUUUAGUCUAGAAUUAUGUCCUCACAUUUACAGUCGUACACAGUGUUAUUUUCUGCACAUAAUUCAAGUCCUGUGCACCAUCUUUUUGACCUAUGGUUAUCCUUGCCAAGCCCCCUCCCCACAGCAUCACUCGUACACGUGGCAUCUGGCAUCGCUGAGAACGGGCGCUACCUGCAAGGAUUUGCUGUGUGUGCACGCAUGUGUGUGAGUCAGGGCCGGAUUAAGAAAUCAUAGGCCCCGGGGCUCUGUUUUUAAAAAAAUGUAUAGCCCCCCCCCCCCCGCUCAAUCCCCCUUUCACUCCACCCUCUCUCUUAUUCACCUUGUUUCUCCCCUAAUGUGUCGCUUUCCUGCUCCCUCUCUUCCCUCCCCUCCUCUCUCUCUUGCUCACUCACUCAUUGAUAGUGACUGGCAUGCUGAGAGCCUAAUCAUUAUUCCACAGCCAAGGUAUGGCGCCGGGGCUGAAUGUCAGUUCUCUGCUUUUUUAACACCCUCCCCACCACCUGCUCUCUCACUCACCCUAUAUCGGUCUCCGGCUUUCCCCUUCAUAAUCUUCCUAGCACACCUCUCUGACUCUCUCUCUCUCUCUCUGGCUUUCCCCUCCAUAGUGUUCUCAGGUUGUGGUGAACAGUGGGACCACACAGACAGGCCCUGAAAGGAGAGGACAGGAAGAGUGAACAGGGACGAUAAAACAUCACAGUUCUUACAUUCAGAUGAAGGGACGUGGGGACCACACUGCCCUUCAGCGGGGGACACUAAUGUCAAGGUGUGCUUGUGUGUGAAUGCAUUAGCGCGUACUGGUAUGUGUGAGUGUGUCUGUGUUCAUUUUUAGUAUGUGUGAUUUGCAGGCCGUAG
Messenger RNA from Coregonus sp. 'balchen', 20745 nucleotides. Lineage: Eukaryota; Metazoa; Chordata; Actinopteri; Salmoniformes; Salmonidae. The record is from the annotation of a GenBank genome assembly.